Messenger RNA from Bactrocera oleae (olive fruit fly), 4885 nucleotides. It is a transcript of the gene emb, whose product is annotated as exportin-1 emb. Gene Ontology annotation, molecular function: nuclear export signal receptor activity; small GTPase binding. Gene Ontology annotation, biological process: protein export from nucleus; ribosomal small subunit export from nucleus; ribosomal large subunit export from nucleus. Gene Ontology annotation, cellular component: nucleus; cytoplasm. The record is from RefSeq and is a predicted model, not a curated record. Lineage: Eukaryota; Metazoa; Arthropoda; Insecta; Diptera; Tephritidae.
AGUGCCUGUUCCUAAGCUAUAUAAAUAACUGACGAUUAAUCAGUUGUCACAAUGCUAAGUUGAGUAUUUUAAAAGAUUAUUUAUUUUGAAUGAUUAGUAUAAAUUUUAUUCUACGGAUUGCUAAGUUAAAGUUAUGUUAUACCAAUAAAACCAGCGGUCUGUUGAUUUAUUCUCGUUUUCUUCUCUUUGGCUCUUCUUCACGCAUGGCUGUUGCAUCGUUUGCCAGUGUGGUAGAGUUUUUAAUUAAAAACGAAACCGGUUACCGCUUAAUAAUCCAAACAUAAUGCUACAAUAUUAUCUUCUAAAUUCAUAAAUAAAAAGCUAGAUAAUUCAUUAAGUAUAACUUUUAGUUUUAAUUAAAUAAUAACUUCCAAUACAGAUUUUACGUCUGAAUUACAUUUGAGAGUCAACAAUUAAUAAAACUGUUCAGUGUAGUGUCUAAAUAGCGUGUUCGUCGACCUUAGUAAUUACAAAUACAACUCUGGGACGCGUUAUUCUUGGUAUUAUGUUAAAAGACGAAUUUCACAUCAAAGGAAAUGACGAAAGUGAAGAUUUUCUAAGUCUGAGGAUUUGUGUGAGUUUCGUUUUGCGGUCAUCAGCGUUUUUUUAGUAGAAAAAAUCGCUAAUAUUUUGUUAAAUUUUAUAAAUUGUGAGUGUGAAAGAGCGUAGUGAGUUCACUUGAGGAUUUGAAUGAAAGAUUACGAGUGAAGUUUCGCCAUUUAUAAUAAAGAUAUAUCGUCCAUUAGUUUUCUUUAACUCUUUCGCAUUUUUAAUUAAAUUCGAGGCGAGCACUAUAACGACGGCUGCUGAUAUUUGAUUCAUCUGUGAAAUAACAUAUAUAAACAUAAAAUACCUAAAUAUACAAAAUCCCUGAAUUCUCGUCUUCAACAAAAUUAAUCCUAACAUCAACGAUAGACGCAGACGAGAGCGCUGCUUUUAUUAUAAGGCAAUGGCGAUGCUUUCGACGGAGGAAGCCAGCAAAUUGUUGGAUUUUUCUCAGAAGCUUGACAUUAGCUUAUUAGACAAGAUUGUAGAAUGCUUGUAUACGUCACAGGGGGAGCAGUUACGCCUUGCACAAGAUAUUCUUACAACAUUGCGUGAGCAUCCAGAUGCAUGGACGCGAGUAGACAGCAUAUUAGAAUUCUCUCAAAAUCAGAGAACCAAAUUUUAUGCACUGCAAAUACUGGAAGAAGUAAUUAAAACUCGUUGGAAAAUUUUACCCCGCAACCAGUGUGAGGGAAUCAAGAAAUAUGUUGUUGGACUUAUUAUUAAAACAUCCUCAGAUCCUGAAACAAUGGAGGCAAAUAAAGUAUACUUAAACAAGUUGAAUUUAAUAUUGGUACAGAUAUUGAAACGUGAAUGGCCUCGGAACUGGGAGACAUUCAUAAGUGACAUUGUAGGAGCUUCGAAGACAAACGAAAGCCUUUGCAAGAAUAAUAUGGUUAUUUUAAAAAACCUUAGUGAAGAGGUUUUUGACUUUUCAGCUGGGCAAAUAACUCAAAUGAAGGCUAAACAUCUGAAAGAUACCAUGUGCUCAGAAUUUUCGCAAAUAUUUCAGCUUUGUUCUUUUGUUUUGGAAAGUUCUAUGAAUGCACCUCUAAUACAAGUUACUUUAGAGACAUUGCUCCGAUUCCUGAGUUGGAUUCCAUUGGGCUAUAUAUUUGAGACAGCAUUAAUUGAAACACUAAUUUAUAAAUUUUUAAGUGUCCCAAUGUUUCGAAAUGUUACAUUGCAGUGCCUCUCUGAGAUUGCAGGCCUCUCUGUGCCCGAUUAUAAUGAAAAUUUUGCGAGAAUGUUUAAGGAUACGAUGGUGCAGUUAGAUCAAAUGAUCGGACAAAAUCCCAAUAUGAGUCAUAUUUACGCUAACGGCAGCAGCACUGAACAAGUUUUUGUUCAGAAUUUGGCAAUGUUCUUGUGCACAUUCCUGAAAGAACAUGGUAAACUUGUAGAGGAUGUCAAAUAUAUCGACUAUUUAAAUCAGGCUCUACUUUAUUUGGUAAUGAUAUCCGAAGUUGAGGAUGUUGAGGUUUUCAAAAUUUGUAUGGAGUACUGGAAUAAUCUGGUUGAGGAUCUUUAUAAUAGCGAAACAUUUGUGGGCGCUACAACGCAUAUUACUCAAACUGAUGCAGUAUCUUUAGCCAAACGUAAUGUGUUUCCCCGACGUCGCUUUUACGGCAAUAUCUUAUCUAAAGUUCGAUAUAUCAUGAUUUCAAGGAUGGCUAAACCUGAAGAAGUACUUGUUGUCGAAAAUGAAAAUGGCGAAGUUGUUCGAGAAUUUAUGAAAGAUACUAAUGCCAUAAAUUUAUAUAAGAAUAUGCGCGAAACGCUCGUAUUUCUUACACAUUUGGAUUAUGCUGACACAGAACGCAUAAUGACAUUAAAGCUAAUGAAUCAAGUUAAUGGUACAGAGUUCUCAUGGAAAAACCUUAACACGCUUUGCUGGGCUAUAGGAUCCAUAUCAGGUGCUUUCUGCGAAGAAGACGAAAAACGUUUCCUCGUUACAGUUAUAAAAGAUCUGCUUGGCUUGUGCGAACAAAAAAAGGGUAAAGAUAAUAAGGCUAUCAUCGCCUCUAAUAUCAUGUAUGUUGUUGGACAGUAUCCACGCUUUCUGCGUGCUCAUUGGAAAUUUCUGAAAACUGUUGUUAAUAAACUUUUCGAAUUUAUGCACGAAACACAUGAUGGCGUGCAGGAUAUGGCUUGCGAUACAUUCAUAAAAAUUGCCAUCAAAUGUAGACGCUACUUUGUGACCAUACAGCCUAAUGAGGCAUGUACCUUCAUCGAUGAAAUAUUAAGCACCAUGAGCAGCAUAAUUUGUGACUUGCAGCCUCAACAGGUGCAUACGUUCUAUGAAGCAGUUGGCUACAUGAUAUCCGCACAGGUUGAUCAAGUACAGCAGGACGCCUUAAUUGAGAAGUAUAUGUUCUUGCCAAAUCAGGUUUGGGAUGAUAUAAUCUCACGUGCCUCCAAGAAUGUUGACUUUCUCAAAAAUAUGACAGCUGUAAAGCAGCUUGGUAGCAUUUUGAAGACGAAUGUAGCCGCAUGUAAGGCUUUAGGGCAUGCCUACGUAAUUCAGUUGGGACGUAUAUAUUUGGAUAUGCUCAAUGUCUAUAAAAUAACAUCUGAAAACAUAAUUCAGGCGAUUGAGGUAAACGGUGUCGUUGUAAAUAACCAACCGCUUAUAAAAUCAAUGAAUGUUGUAAAAAAAGAGACUUUGAAUUUAAUCUCGGAAUGGGUAUCGCGUUCUAAUGACAAUCAAUUGGUUAUGGAUAACUUUAUUCCGCCACUACUCGAUGCUGUUUUGUUAGAUUACCAGCGUUGUAAGGUGCCGUCUGCCAGAGAACCAAAAGUGCUUAGCUCAAUGGCCAUAAUUGUGCACAAACUCCGCAAUCACAUCACAAACGAAGUACCAAAAAUAUUUGAUGCCGUCUUUGAGUGCACUCUAGAUAUGAUUAAUAAGAAUUUCGAAGAUUAUCCACAACACCGAACUAGCUUUUACGAGCUCCUGCAAGCCGUCAAUGCGCAUUGCUUUAAAGCAUUUCUCAAUAUUCCACCGGCACAAUUUAGGCUUGUGUUCGAUUCCGUUGUAUGGGCUUUUAAGCACACGAUGCGCAAUGUUGCUGACAUGGGUUUGAACAUCUUAUAUAAGAUGUUGCAAAAUUUGGAACAACACCCACAGGCUGCGCAAAGUUUCUAUCAAACGUAUUUCACUGAUAUUUUAAUGCAGAUAUUCUCCGUUGUCACUGAUACUUCGCACACAGCAGGACUCGCCAAUCAUGCCACAAUAUUAGCAUAUAUGUUCUCAUUGGUAGAGAAUAACAAAAUUACUGUUAGCCUUGGCCCAAUACCGGACAACACCAUUUUCAUACAAGAGUAUGUGGCCUCUUUGCUGAAAUCAGCUUUCAAUCACUUAACUGAUAACCAGAUAAAGGUCUUUGUUACUGGUCUUUUCAAUCUGGACGAAAAUGUGCAAGCAUUUAAAGAGCAUUUGCGAGAUUUCCUUAUACAAAUUAGGGAAAUAACUGGUGAGGACGAUUCCGACUUAUACUUAGAAGAGAGAGAGGCAGCACUUCGCGAGGAGCAGGCUAAUAAGCGUCUGAUGCAGCGUAAUAUACCUGGCAUGUUGAAUCCGCACGAAUUGCCGGAGGAUAUGCAGGAUGAGUAAAAACAACAAAACAAUAUCAACAUUUGAAAGAUGUUAUGAGUGAAGAGCGAAUGUUUUGAUUUACGUGAAAAAGAAACAAGUGAAAAUCCACAUAAACAAUUAUUAUUCAAAUGCAUCUUUUUAUAAUUAAUACCCGUAUGUGAAAAUUGAAUAAUUCUAAAGUUAUGUUUGAAAUGAAUAUUUGUCGUCGAAGUAUGAAUGUUUAAGAAAUCCAACAUCAUAAAUCUAUAUAAAUAUUAUUAGACUAUUUAAUAUAAUCAACAAAGCGAAUGAUUGCGUUUCUUUAUUAAAUUUAGAAAUAGUUUGUAUAUUAAAGAAAACAAAACAACAACAAAAAACACACACACACACUGAAUGAGAAACAAAUGCAAACUACAUUAAAGAAAAAGAGCAAAAUGCGUUAAUUGUUAUAUAAAUCACAAAUGAUUGUAAGCGUAUGUGAGUGAAAAUGAAUUAUACCAACAAAUAUAUUAUGCAUAUACAGGCGAAAUGGUCUUGAAAUAUGUGUUUGGUAAAUGAAAAAUAUAUAUACUAAAUAUAAAAUCAAACUUAACGAAAUAUUGUGAAAAUUAUGCGUUAUGAAACAUAUUCAUUUGCAAAGAGCGUGAUGAGAUGACAUAAAUACAAUAGUAAAAAAAUUACGAUUGCUACUAUUUUACCAUUUGAACUAAGCAAUUAUACAUAGAACGGAAUAAACCUUUGAAAUUAAUUUCACAACUAAAA